This is a messenger RNA of Eremothecium cymbalariae DBVPG#7215, 543 nucleotides long. RefSeq lists its product as uncharacterized. Bases 1 to 543 code for a protein of 180 amino acids. NCBI's taxonomy places the organism in Eukaryota, Fungi, Ascomycota, Saccharomycetes, Saccharomycetales, Saccharomycetaceae. The transcript has a single exon. The record is from RefSeq and is a predicted model, not a curated record.
AUGUUUCCACUAUGUUUCCAUUCCAUUCGCGCUUCUGUACCUGCUUACGCUGCCAUCGUUGUCCCCCCAGACACGGGGGCGCACGCCGACUUUUUCAACGCCUUCUCGAGCAGAUGCGUUCCUGCUCCUGCAAUUGUUGCUCGAGGCUCCUGCCGGCGGGCCCAACCACCAAAAACCCACAUUAAUUCCGUAGGGCUAAACCGGCUUGAUUUCCAAUAUGUUCUCAGCUGUUUCUCAGACAUUACUACUCCGUAUGCUGUCCUGAUGAUCCCUGCCUUCGGCUUCCGUUGCAGACUAACGACGAGACAAAAACCGGGCCCUAACGCAGGGAAGGGUAGCGGCAGCCGCUGGCAGAUGUCAUUAUCACGAGUGCCAUGCAUUGCAGCUGCAGUAUGCACAUGGCGGGUUCGCGGACGGUGUUGGUCACGUGACGUUCCAUGUGAAUUUGUGAAAUUUGCUCUUAACCAUUCAUUAAAGUCGAGUUCUACAGUAGUUUUAGGCUUGAGAGUCACAGGGCUAUAUGGUAAAGAUUCGCAAGAAUAG